Molecule: messenger RNA, 2766 nt
Organism: Solea solea (common sole)
Lineage: Eukaryota; Metazoa; Chordata; Actinopteri; Pleuronectiformes; Soleidae
Gene: emilin3a
Product: elastin microfibril interfacer 3a
Exons: 4
Coding region: 1-2766 (921 amino acids)
Cellular component (GO): extracellular matrix
Molecular function (GO): protein binding
Source: RefSeq, a predicted model, not a curated record
AUGCAUUUUAUUGCAGUUUGGAGUCAUUUUAUCUUCAUCAUUCAAUUUUUGUCACUGGUGGAAGCCAAGUUCUACAGACAACACCAAUACCAUACCAAGGCUGGACUCAAUGCACACCAUGACCAAGGGAAACCCACUAGCAGACACAAGAACCACUGUGCAUAUGUCACGGAAAAGACAGUUCCCUUUACUGUGCAGGAUGGGGCAGCUCCCUACGUAAAAGCUGAAUACAACAAGUGUUCUUGGGGUCAGAAAUGUCCUACUCUAAUGUAUCGUCUGAUGUACAAACCAGUCUACAAGGUGGCACAUAAAACCGUCACAGAGCUGGAAUGGCGUUGUUGUCCAGGUUACUCUGGUUAUGGCUGUAUGGAAGGUCCUCCAGUUUACCAACACAGAAUGAUGCCGCCAUUCAAGGGCCCGCCAAUGAAAGGCCCGCAGUUUAAGGAACCACAGUUCAAGGGCCCACAAUACAAAGGUCCCAUGUUCAAGGGUCCAAUGUUUAAGGGCCCACCUAUUCAUGGAGCUGUGAAAGCCAACCCAUGGAGUCAACCCAAUGGACCACCCCCAAGUGGUUUUAACUCUUAUCCAAUGCAUCACUUUGGGCCUCCGAGGACCUCCUCCUACCCAGACACCUCCUUUGAGUCCUUUGAGCCAGAGUCAGAGCCAGAGCCAGAGCCAAUGCCUGACCACCAGGAGCCACAUCACACAGAGCAUGACCAAGAACAUGAGCCCAGCCAAGGGCCUGAAGAACAUAUCCUAGAGGAAAUCCCCCCUCCUUCCUCUGGUGGUGAACAGCCUGAGGGUGAGACCGUAGGCCAGAUUCUUGACAGUGAGACAGAGGAGCGAAUAUUUAGAAUGGAAGAGGAUGUGCAACGUCUAAACCAGGGUCUGGAGACUUUGAGGGGAACUGUAAAUGGACUGGAGGAGAGUCUACGAGCUUCUCUUAGAGAGGAUGCCAACAGGAUGCUGUCAGCUCUACUUUCUGCUGCCCCUGGCCCAAUUCCAGCUCCAGCUAUAGCCUCUAGUCUUUCCACUGUAGGGUUUGUGGAGAUUCCUGGGGGAGGUGCUGAGGCAGAGGGGCUAGAUGGUAGACAAGUGUUUUCAGGCUUUACAGAACUAAGUGGAAGAGUAGAGGAGCUCAGGGCAGAGCUGCAAGCCAAAAUGACUGAGUUGCAGGAACUUAAAGCAACAGUGAAGGGACAUGAUGGACAACUGAUUAAGAUGUCAAAUAGAGCAGGGGUAAAAUCUGACUCCACUGGUAAUUUUACUACGGGAGCUCUGGAGAAUCUGAUGGAUGCCAAACUGAAUGCAGCCAGGACAGAAGUACUUAGUGGGUUUGAGAAGCUCGUCGAAACCGCUGAGGGCAAAUGUGAGGAGAAAGCUGGAGACGUGCGUCGUCAGUGCCAGAGGGAGCAAGCUGAAAGACAGGAAAAGAUAGAAGAUGCUCUACAUGAAAGCAGCACAGACCUGAGAACAGAGGUAAGAAAUAUCCAGGCCCAGAUACAUGAUUUUAAGGCUACAGAUGGCUGCUGUGGCAGGAUGAGUGGACUGGUUGAGAGAGUGCAGCUGCUGGAAAUGUCAGUGGGAGGCCUCAACCAGUCCCAGGGGCACCUGAGAGUAGAGCUAGGUGGACACAAGGACCACAUAGAGGGAAUUCUGGAAGGGCGUCUUGGGUACAUUGAGGACGAGCUUGGCCUGACUGGGCAGAUUAAAAAUGGUGAGACAGGAAGGAGGAGUGGUAACCCACAUAGAAAUGAGACAGGUCAGGACCUGGAAGCCAGAAUGGAGGGUAAGCUGAGGGCUGUUGAGAGCCGUUUGCUGACAGCUUUGGAGGAGCUGGGUAAUGCUACUGCUCCGGCACUGCUGGAGGGCCAUGCAGUUCCCACCCUAGAGACAGAAGUGGAGUCACUCAGAGAAAGACUGGAGGUGGACGUGGACAGAGUGCAGAAACACCUAACUAGCCUUGAGAUUCUCUGCUCCUCUUCCCAUUCUUCGACUCAAAGACCCUCUGCCAUCCAGGGAGACUCUGCUGAACCAAGCACUAUCCUGGCAGCGGAGCAGAGAAUGAAGGAUGUACAGGACUUGCAAGAUGACCGUUUGAAUACUCUGAACAUCACACUGCAAAAUAUCCUGCAGCAUCUGAACCCCAAGGACCAGCAGAUACAAGCAGAAAGAGAUACUCCCUUCCAGGGAGAGCUCACAAUCCUGAAGUUUAAUGUUCGCUCAGUCAACCGCACACUAAAAGUCCUCCAGAAUUCCCUGGGAAAUGUCAUCCACAAGGUCGGUCAAGCUAAUGACUCCUGGCAUGAGAGAGAGGCUCGUCUAGCCCAACAGAUAAAGGGCGUGGUCCAGCUGGUUGGUCAUCAGGCGUCUAUGCUCGGGGCAGGAGAACGCCGACUGAUCCGCCUUAAGGCGGACCUGCUUGAGAUGAAGAGGCGACUAGCAGAGGAGGUGCGUGGCUGCAGAAGCACAGCUAUGGGGGUCCAGAAAGAGGUAACGGAGGUUAAUGGGCGUGUUGCUACUGUGGAGGACAAGUGCAAAGGUCUGACUUAUCUGGCAGAUGACCUGGAGAAAAUCAGGGAGGAACUAGAGAAACAAUCAAAUGGGCUUCUCCUGCAAGUAAAUGGGACUCUGUCCAGCCAUGCUCAGCAGCUGACUGAGCUGAGAGGGGAACUCAGAAACUGCACUGAAAAGGCAGAACCAACACAACAAAGUUUAGAGGUGGAAGCAGUGCCAAGAAGAGGUGACAUCUUCACUAUAAAUUAG